GUGGGAGAAGGAGGAAAGAAAAUGAAAAUGGUCGGGAGACCCAGCUCCUGAGUUGCCGACAUCAGGAAUCCUCCGUGGCGUGUCAUCGGUGUCACCUGGCUUCUGGUGCCCCCCCCCAACCCCCCCAUGGCAGACAGAGCUCACGCCCCUUCCCACCCCGCAGCUGGUCCAGGGUCCAGGCACCGCGUGGAUGGCGGCUCCUUAGGACGCAGGGACCGGGCCACAGCCCAUGCCUCGAGCAGACUGCAUUACGAGGCAUCUACCCUACUCCUGCCGGGACCAAGUGGUGUGGGGCUUCAGCCGUGGCUACAAGCAGCUGGGCAUCCCCCCACAGCUAAUUUUCCUAAACAAGGAGUAGUUAACGUGUUGCUAACAACUCCACUCUGGGUGGUAAACACCAGACUGAAGCUGCAAGGGGCAAAAUUCAGGAAUGAAGACAUUGUACCAACGAACUACAAAGGUAUCAUUGAUGCUUUUCAUCAGAUCAUUCGAGAUGAAGGAAUCUCGGCUUUAUGGAAUGGCACAUUUCCCUCAUUGCUGUUGGUCUUCAAUCCUGCCAUCCAGUUCAUGUUCUAUGAAGGUUUAAAACGGCAGCUUUUAAAGAAACGGAUGAAGCUUUCUUCCUUGGAUGUGUUCAUCAUUGGUGCAGUAGCCAAAGCGAUUGCCACCACGCUCACCUAUCCCAUGCAGACGGUACAGUCAAUUCUGAGGUUUGGGCGUCAUAGACUAAACCCAGAAAACAGAACAUUGGGAAGUCUUCGGAAUAUUCUCUAUCUUCUUCACCAACGAGUAAGGCGUUUUGGAAUACUGGGACUCUACAAAGGCCUGGAAGCCAAACUGCUGCAGACAGUCCUCACUGCUGCUCUCAUGUUCCUUGUUUAUGAGAAACUGACAGCUGCCACCUUCACAGUUAUGGGGCUAAAGCGUGCACACACACACUGAGAUGCCUUCCCAUGAAAAAUUCCGAAGAUGCUCAAGAGGGAGGUUUCCUCGUGAGUGAAGAGAAAUGAUUCUCCUUUGACUCUGGCUCCUCCCACCACAAAUGUUACCCUCUUUGGCUUGAAAAGCAUCCAAGGGUGUACAGGGAGUAUGGCAAACUGGACCUGUUGUCACCUUAAUUGUCAUGCUGACUGGUGGCAGUUGGACUAAUAUGAAAAAAACAUUGUUGAAAACCUAAAAAUGAAAGUUUGUGUUUAUUGGUUUUCUUAAGAGAAAUGGACUAUUUUGCUCUCAUGUGUAAUAUUUUCUAUUUAAAUUUUUCUUAAAUAUACCAGCUGUUUUCUUUCCCUGAACUCCCCCAGGUUCUAGGACAAAUUUAAUAACGUGUAAUUCUCCUCAAAUACUUUUGUAUGUCUCAGUGUUGGCGUUUUCCUCCCUAAAACUAACAUUAAGGCUGUGCCACGGGCAUGACUUGAUUUUUGUUGGGCUUUUGUUUUCCUGCUUAAGGAGAGGUGUCUUUUUAGGAUAUGAGUGAUUUAUUUUGCGAAAUGAAAAUUGUUCAUCCAAAACGAUUCUCUUAUAAACUAUUGGUAAAUGUCACUUAUUCAUUAGUGUUUGACAUAAUUUUUAGAAUAUUUAUUUUGAAUCAAUACUUUCAUUAUGAAAGACUUGAAGUUUUGUGUCCAUCCUUGCAAGCCCUGGUCAGUCAAGUCCCAAUAAAUGGUCAGCACAAAAAAGAUACUCUUGAAAAUUGCUCUUCAUUAAGGUAUUACGUUGAGUUUGCAACCAGAUGGGAAAAAUCACAAAAAUGAGAAGAGGGGGAGCAGGUAUCUUGUUGAGGUCUGGAAUAUUAUCUCCCGUUAUAAACUUGGUGUAGGCUGUAUAUUUUGAAAAUAAACAUCUGGUUGAGGUUAUUUCAUUUGGAAACCUUCCUUAGAGUCCUAUUGCUCAGUGUAGUCCAUCAGACAAUGACACUGCCGCGAGCUUGCUGGGCAUGCAACCCAGAGUUUCUGAAUCCUGCUCCGUAUUUUAACAUCCCUGGGGGAUUCUUAGCCACAUUAAAGGUCCAGAGACCAUAGGACCCCCUGACCCACCAGAAGUGAUUGGUUUCAAUUAUGGACAUAAAGAUAAAGAUUUUUCUCAAACGAAAGAGAUUAAUGUAUUCAAACAACCUCUGAAAAAUCUAGGAGUCCUAUGUCAUCUUUUGCUUUCUACUCACAGCACGUUGUUUAGGUGGUAGGGCUUUUAUUAUGUGGCUAGGAGUGGAUUUAGAUAUCUCGACCCACUCAAGAAGCAAAUUUUCUUGACAUUAGUAGAGCAGUUCUUUGGAUUUCUGUGACUUCGUGUUUGUCCCUAUAACAAAAUGGCAGGUUUUUGAUUUAUAAGUCCAUGAUUCAGUCAGAGAGAAUAAUAAUGAAAUACUUCAUUCUUUAGGAUUUAAUUCAAUUUUGAGAGUGGAAAUUUCCUUCUCUAAUUUCCUCUUUAGUCCCUGUGGUAAUUUCAAAGUAUAUGAUUGUUAAAGAUCAUCGUAUUGUUCUAGCAAACAAAAAUUAGCAGGAGCUAAUAAUCUGGGAAGAGGACUGAACAUUCAUCCCCUAUUUAAGUCAGAGAAUUGAAGACAGAAUUGUUUUUACUACUUUUUAAUUUUACUUUAAGGUUUUUAUGUGCCUGUGGCAGACCUUGAGUGGGAAGUACAACAUUAUUUUGAUUUCUGAAUAGGAGAAGAAUGAUCAUAAAGGUGCCAUGUGUGUUUUCAUUAUUGUUUUAAUUAUGCUGUUCCCUUUGGAACUUGAAUUUUGAGCUCAGAAUACUGCGAGUUGGUCUGUUAGGAUAAUUUCCAAUUCAAAUUAUAUAGCUCUAUUAGCUAUUUAUGAUGUGAGAAUGUGUUUGAUGCUUCUCUUUUUCUGAUUUUAUGAGGAAACAAUUUAACAUUGAGUUAUGUUCCUUAUGGAAAUUUAUAGACUCACCAGUUGAAACUAGUUAGUAACCCACCUAGUUUUGUAACCAUAAGUUGUUUGAGAAAACUGAAGAGCUGAAGUCUGUACUAGGGAAAAGGGAAUUUUUUAUUUUUGAUACUUUGUGCAGUUUCUCUAGAAUAUGAGAAUUAAGAACCUUAGGGAUUGUAUUAGUGUCACCGCAGUAGAAAAUUUAAUUUCUGUAAGUAUUUAAUGUGUGUUUUGAAGCGGGCACUGUCAUAUUUCUACCCUUGUCUGUUCUACAGUUAAGUAAGAAAUGCAGAAAUAGAUCUGUCAUAAGAACAUAUUCAAUGGGAGUUAGAAAUCUUGGGUUUUAUUCCCAUCUCUGUUGCUGACUAGCAUUUUACGCCAUCUCUUUGUAAUUUGCUGUUUGAUAAGUGGAGAUAAUACUCUCCACUUCAGAGGACGUUUGAGAGCUAAUGAUGUCAGCCAAAUCCCUUGGUGACUGUGGAAUAGGGAAGAUCUGAGUGAAACUUUAGACAGUACCUAGAUUUAUAUAGCAAUUUCCCUUUUGAAAGCUUAUAUACUUUCUCAUUUUAUAAUCCUAAUAUUUCUGUGAAAUAGGUAGGGACAAGUAACAAUAUCCCCAUUUAACUAGCAAGGAAAUUGAGAGAAAACUAUCAAACGACUUGCCUCUUUAGAAGCAGGACUAGAGUUUGAGUUUCCUGCAAUCUAGUGUAAUGAUUAAGAGAAUGGGUUCUGGAAUUAGAUAGACCUAGGUGCAAACUUGUCCUACUCCUUACCAGCUGUGGGAACUAAGCAGUUACUGAGCUUUUAUGAAACUUGGUUUCUUCAACUAUGAAAUGGAGAUCUUGAUAAACCUACCUCAUAGGGUGAUUGUGAGGAUUAAAUGAGAUCAUAUACGUAAGUCGCUUAGCACAGGGCUUGCCACAUGAGAGGAGCUAGAUAAAUGUUGGUGACAACUAUUAUGAUAUCAUUGUUACUGGUUAGGGAUAUGGCUAUUUGAAUAGAUGUAUCUGUGGUUUAGUGGAAGGCACUCUGGAUUUUGAGCCAGAUCUGGUUCCAGUUUUCAUUCCGUCACUUUAUUAGCAUUUGCAGCUACAGACAAAUCACUUGACCUUUUGAGCUUCCGGGUCUUCAUCUGUCAGGUAGAAAUGAUGACCUCUCAAAGCCGUUCUGAUGAUUAACAGCUGUAGAUACGGGAGAGCAUCUGGCACGGUACAGGGCAUAUCUAUGUGCUUAAUAAAAGCUGUUUGAACCAA
This is a messenger RNA of Macaca mulatta (Rhesus monkey), 4138 nucleotides long. The record is from RefSeq and is a predicted model, not a curated record. NCBI's taxonomy places the organism in Eukaryota, Metazoa, Chordata, Mammalia, Primates, Cercopithecidae.